This is a messenger RNA of Microplitis mediator, 1007 nucleotides long. Its product is annotated as protein shisa-5-like. The transcript is spliced from 5 exons. Lineage: Eukaryota; Metazoa; Arthropoda; Insecta; Hymenoptera; Braconidae. The record is from RefSeq and is a predicted model, not a curated record. Bases 210 to 755 code for a protein of 181 amino acids.
GCAGAGCAAAGCAGAGAGCAUCAGGGCAGGGAGUUAGGGAGUGAACCGAGUAAGCCGAGUAAACCGAGUAAACGAGAGUGAGAGCAGUUGUGGUCAGUUGAAGGUGGUUUUUUUUAACGUAUCGUGUCAUAUUAUUAUACAGCGUAUAUACUUAUAUAUACUACCCAUUAUUCAUUGUUUCCUAACAACUUGUGAUUAAAUCAUACACGAUGACGUCGUUUGUAACAUUUAUUCUUCUCGUUGGUUUUAGUACAUCCGUUGUUUAUGGAAGAAUGGAUUGUUCAUUCGGUACAAGCAAUAAUGCUUUUGACAAAUUUGUCAAUAGUUGCCCUCCAAUAAUAGGAGACCAAUCCAAGGAAUACUGUUGCUUGAAUACAAAUGCCGAAUUUUAUUGCUGUGACGCACAAGAAUUUGCACUUAGAACAGGACUAGGAAUAAUUAUUCCUGCUAUAAUCGCUGUAAUUGUUGUGGUGACGUUCUUUGUCUUGUGUAUUUCAUGUUUGUGCUGCAGUUGUUGUCCAUGGUACAAAAGACGCCACCGUGGAACCGUCUAUGGAAGAGUUCAACCAGGUGUAGUAGUAGUCCAUCCGGGGAGUAAUCCAAUGCCAAACCAAACCAUUCAUACUAUUUAUCCUCCAUAUCCCGCUUCAAAUCCUCAAGUAUCAGCAUCGGCAUAUCAAGGACAACCACCACCUUAUACUGCCGAGCCGUACGCCAAGCAAGCGCCAUAUAACCCAAACUAUCAACAUCAGUAAUAGUUAAUCACUCUGAAUCGUUGCCCUAUCAUGUGAUGGAUAAUUUUUAUUCUGGUGGUCAUUUAACAGCAGAAUAUAAGUGUACAAUGAUUGAUGAUAUAACAGGAAGCUGAGAACAAUAUACUACUACUAUUACUGCUGUUGCUAGUAUAAUUAAUUAUAAUGCUCCAGCUUCUUUUUUUUUCAACGAAUUAUAAAAUCUAAAAAUUUAUUUUUUACAUAUAAAUAUCAAAUAUACUAAACUAAACUAUC